Molecule: messenger RNA, 4100 nt
Organism: Notothenia coriiceps (black rockcod)
Lineage: Eukaryota; Metazoa; Chordata; Actinopteri; Perciformes; Nototheniidae
Gene: btbd8
Product: BTB domain containing 8
Exons: 9
Coding region: 50-3655 (1201 amino acids)
Source: RefSeq, a predicted model, not a curated record
UCUUUAGCUGAUAGAUGUUUCCAUUCAGACUGUGCAGAACGCAGUAACCAUGCUCUGUGGCACUGAGCAGCUGAUUGGCAGUCUCCCAGAAGUCAAGUGGGCCCAGCAGGUGAGGAGUCUCGCCACGCAGCUGCAGGAGGAGAGCCUGCACGUCAUUGUCCAGCAUCUCCCCGAUGUAAUCGGAACUCAGGCCUUUCAGGAGCUUCGCAGGAGGGAAGAGGUUACCCGUGAGCCCACGUUGUUGAAGAAGCUUUGUUCAGCUAUCAGAGAGGGUGCCUCUGUGGACAACUGCUGUGAUCUUUUCGCUGCUGUGUACCUCCUGUGUGGAGAUGACGGAGAAGAGGACUCCCUCCUACAGCAAGGAGGGAGAAAACAAGAGGAGCCGUUCAGGCAAGAGAUUUGUACGCUGCGCGCUCGCCUGUGGACCUUCCUGCUUCAGACCUUUUACGCGGUCCGCCACACGCAGGGAUGGGAGACCCUUUCUACCAAACACAGGGAGAGGAUACUAGCAGAUGCUAUUGAUAAGGGGGACAACCGGAGACUUGGUAAAAAGCCUGUAUUCACUAGCUCACAGCCAAGGGCUGUGAAAUGCCCUUCAUCUGGACCUGAGAGUCCUCCUGUGCACAGGACCCAGAGGGUGUCUGAAAACACUACCUCUUCCUCCCGUAGUGCUGCGUCAGCCAUGAAGUCUGAUGGAGUGGGGACAGCUAGCAAGCCAGGUGAGGGUCAAACAUCCAAGGCAAAGAAUGCAAAGAAGCCAGGGGAACGUAGUGCAGCAGCCAAAGCAAAGACAGCAUCAGCUGGAAUACCAGUUGUCAACGGCACUGGAGCUGCAGGGGCCAGACGAGAUGUAGCCAACAGCUCCAGAAGCUCUCAAGGGGCGAGAGAGCAGGAGAAGAAACCAAAUCCAGGUGCACGGCCUAAAACAUCUCCCCCGAGCUGCACAUCUACAAGCCAGCCAAGUGUAACCAAGACUCAGAGGAGCUCGACAGGAAAGGCUGACAGCUCUAUUGGCACCUCCCAGGCUCAGCCCAGCGCCUCGUCCACAUCAGGCAGCGCUUCGCCAGAGAACGGUGCCAGCAGCCCUCGUAAUGACAGCGCAGGUGCGAAGCCCAAACACCAAACUAAGGCGGGGGUCAAAUCCACACUGACAAAACCUCCUCAGAAAUCAGAUACAACGAAGAUCAGCAGCAGUCCUAUCAAUAGGUCUAGUGCAAGAGAAAGUGCUAAAGUCAAGACUAGUGCAGCAGAGAAAGCAUCUACAGGAGGGACAGCAGCAAGAGCAGAAACCAAGGGAAGAGGCACACCAGACCAUGUCUCUAAGCUUGGAUCAAAAAAGCCUGCUUCCCCAAGGAAAGAAAACAGCAAGGACGGGUUGAAAUCCUCAGAACCAGAAAAAGCAGCCAUUGAAGUUCAAAAAAAGAAGACCACAAAACCUGCUUCAGCAGCUGGAGCCUCAGCUAAAUCAAGUGCUAAACCACCAAAAGCCUCUUCGGCCCCCUCCAAGCAAUCUUCAGUAGCAGCUGCCAAGUCCGGACCAAAGCCUACGGAGAAAGCUUCCCCAAAAUCAUCAGGAACUUCCAAAACCUCACCUGCUACCAAGAAAUCAGCAACUAAAGGAAAAGAGACAGUCAAUGGCAAAGACUGUAAAACGGAGUCAGCGCCAACAGAAAACACUGGUGAAGUUGCAGUGCAUAAAGAGAGUACAGAGGUAGAAUUCUCUGACCAGCCUGCAGCACAGCCAACAAAGCAGGGUGAAGGGGAUUUACUUAGCCCGCAACUAGAAUCUAAGCAGCAUCUCCAGAAGACUGAAAUACUGUCAGAAAACACUAACUGUUCAGCUAGCAACACCCCUCAUGUCAAAUCUGCUAAGGCGGACACUUGCAAACAGACUGAAGGGAGUAAAGUGAAACCGCCCCCAAGCGGAGUCAUCAGUGGAGGGCAAAUUCACGAGGACGGCUCCAGAAAUUGUCAGAGAGAUACAGAACGUCUCGUAGACACACCAUGCAGCGUGUGCAGCACUGGCCCCCCCUUAGAGGACUCCUGGAGUGCCGUCCACCAUCGGGUCAGCCCCGAGUCUGAGACCUGCAGCACACACACCACCUCCUCCGAUGACAUCAAGCCCCGCUCGGAGGACUACGACGCCGGCGGCUCGCAAGACGACGACUGCUGCUCCAACGAAAGAGGCGUUUCAAAGUGCGGCACCAUGCGCUGCCACGACUUCUUGGGUCGCAGUAGCAGCGACACAAGCACCCCAGAGGAGUUGAAAAUGUACGAAGGCGGGGCGGGGUUAAGAGUGGAGGUGAGGCUGCGGGGGCGAGAAGCGGAGACCACCAGCGAGGAAGAGGGAGUGAGACAGCUUCCUCGCUCCUGGUUGCACCGAGACGAGCUUCCUGCAGAGGAGGAGCACUCCGAGGUGGAGGCAACGGUGACAGUGAAAAGCAUCCCCGACCACAGGCUCUUCUCCUCUGAGGAGGAAGAUGAAGAGGCGACGGAAGAUGACAGAUCUGAAGUCGAGGUGAUUCCGGGGCAGGCCCCGCUGCCACCAUCUGAAUCCUCUCCAAACUUUCAGGGGAUCAUCAACCUGGCUUUCGACGAUGAAGCCGCUGACCAGGAUAACGAUCAGGCCGACUACCAGACCACGGCUAACUUUCGCCGCUCGGUGUUGCUCUCUGUCGACGAGUGUGAGGAGUUGGGUUCAGAAGAAGGCGGCGUCCAAACGCCACCUCAGCAGCCCAGUGAGGGUGCGACUCCCUGUGACGUUUUCGAGUCUGACUCCACAACUCCUCAGACCAAUUUUGUUCCAACCAACAACCAACUGAACCACCUGAAAGGCCAUCUUGAAACUGCAGACACAACGCAUACAAAAACAGACGAGGAACAGGAUGAAAAGUCGUCUGUGUUCCUUACAGAGAUCCAGGCGGAGAGUAACGGAAUAAAGUCUAGCGUCCCUCUCUUGGAUGCUGACAUGAGAGACCUGCCUCCCCAGGAGCGCCCAUGCCACCUGGAUCUCCGGUACACAGAACAAUACAACGGAGGUCCACGCAAAAAUCACUCCAACACCACAGAAAGCAAGAAAGCUGAUUUACAUCUAGACUUAAAAGAGCCUCAGCAGACAGGGGACUCUCCUGUACAUGCUGCGCAAUCUCCAGCAGGGGACAAUGGUUGUGACAGAUCGGAUCAAACCUGCAAACAUGACCGCCGACCAUCCAAAGCACUAUCUCCCAUUUACGAGCUGGAUGUUGGAGAAGCCUUCGAGCAAUGCUCGGGAAAGGACAGGAAUGUUAAGCUGAAGGCAGAGCAAGAAAAGCAAAGAGAGGACGAUGAAAAAAGCAAUGAGUUUGCAGAGCGGGACUGGAGCAUGCUCAGGCAGCUCCUCUCAGACCACGAGUCCAACCUGGGCGUCAUAAACCCUGUGCCUGAAGAGCUAAACCUGGCCCAGUACCUGAUCAAGCAGACUCUGUCCCUUUCACGUGAAUGCCUGGACUCUCAGGGCUUCCUGUCCCCAGAGAAGGAGACCUUCAAACGCUGGGCGGAGCUCAUCUCGCCCAUGGAGGACUCCUCCACCAGCAUCACAGUAACAAGCUUCUCCCCAGAAGACGCUGCAUCUCCUCAGGGGGAGUGGACCAUCGUGGAAUUGGAAACACAUCACUGACUGCUCACACAGAGGAGAACCUGCCGGACAGUUGUCACCUCUGUGAAUGUUGAACCUCUAAAUAUUAACUUUGUCUUAAUUUAUUCUUAUUUAUAAUCAUAUGCUGUCUCAAACAUUUUCAUCUUUUUUUUUCGGGAAUCUGCAGAACUCUGGACUUUGCAGCAGUUUAUUUUGCAUUCCCCAUCAUGCCCUCAGUGGACAGUUUUUUUGACACAAACGGGAUGUUAUGCAUGCUAAUACCUUUUGUAUGUCUGACCGUUUAAUUAAUGUUGCUUCACAGCUCUAGAAAGAAUAGAGUAAGGAGACAAAUAUAUUUUUUCUCAUGGCAGUCUUCUGAUAAUAUGGUUGACUGAAGUUUCUUAAAGAAAAAAAAUAACAAUGGCCUACUGGCUUGCAUUUAAUGUCAUAUUGAAAAUAAAGAUUUGUGUUUAUUGAAAAAUGAAAA